Molecule: messenger RNA, 882 nt
Organism: Lactuca saligna
Lineage: Eukaryota; Viridiplantae; Streptophyta; Magnoliopsida; Asterales; Asteraceae
Source: the annotation of a GenBank genome assembly
AUGAUGGAUCGAAUUCCAACACGGAGGAAUUUAGAUAAACGGGAUGUGGAAAUGAAGUCUCUAUUAUGUCCGAUGUGUAGUGGUGAUGUCAGAGAUUUCCCUGUUUUUGAUUGCUUAUUGUCAGAGUGGAUUGAUAUCCAACUUGUAGCUCAUUUAAAGCAUGCAACUUUGACUCGAUUUGUAGGCAACGUGAGUGGGUUUAUCGGCGAAUCUAUCAAGCAUCAACGCCACUCUCUCAGCCUCUCCACAAACCCUCGUCUUCCUUUCCCCUCUUUCUCUCUUCCCCCAAUUCUUCAGUCAACAAUGACAUCCCUCUUCUCCACCUUCAAGUACUCCGACGGCCUAACGGUCGUCGGAAUCUCUUUCUGCACCGCCGUCAUCUGCGAAGCAAUCUCAUGGCUCUUGAUCUACCGCACCGCAUCUUAUAAAUCACUCAAAUCCUCCAUCGACAAAGCCUCCAAGAAACUCGAAACCAUGAAAACCGAUUCAACUGUCGCCGCCGCCCCCAAAAAGUCCAAAACCAAAAAAAUAGAUCGCGUAGAAACGUCGUUGAAGGAAUCCAGCAGAGAUUUGUCUCUCUUCAAGUUCAAAUCUGGUGGCGUCGUUGCUCUGGUUCUGUUCGUUGUGUUUGGGUUUUUGAACAAUCUGUUUGAGGGAAAGGCGGUUGCGAAGUUGCCGUUUGUUCCGGCUAGGAUUGUCCAGAAGAUGAGUCACAGAGGAUUGCAGGGAGACGAUCCGACGGAUUGUUCGAUGGCGUUUUUGUAUUUCUUGUGUUCGAUCAGUAUCAGGACGAAUCUACAGAAGUUUUUAGGGUUUGCACCUCCUCGUGGAGCUGCCGGCGCCGGUUUGUUUCAGAUUCCGGAUCCUGCCAAGACCAAUUGA